Messenger RNA from Gongylonema pulchrum, 249 nucleotides. The record is from the annotation of a GenBank genome assembly. NCBI's taxonomy places the organism in Eukaryota, Metazoa, Nematoda, Chromadorea, Rhabditida, Gongylonematidae.
GUUUUGUCAGAUACGGAUACAGUAAGGAUUGAUGGACAAUAUUAUAAGCCAAUGGACAUCCAUAAAGAUCCAUUUCAUACGCUCUACGUUGUCGUAGUUGAUCAUCUGAACCCAAAAAUACACUACGUAGAAGCAAUUGGAAAAUAUACGGCACAUAUCACGUAUGUGGAGGAAUUUAUUUAUAUUUAUACCUUAUCCCGCAACGGUAAGCUUGUUAUUUUCAAAAGGAGCCGUGUGAUUGGAAAUUAG